Symbiodinium natans is the source of this 1698-nucleotide messenger RNA. NCBI's taxonomy places the organism in Eukaryota, Dinophyceae, Suessiales, Symbiodiniaceae. The record is from the annotation of a GenBank genome assembly.
AUGUUGUCCAAAUCAGCCAGAGCUGCUUCCAAGAAGCGACGGGGAGAGAGGAACCUCAGGUCCAACAUCUCAGAUCUCUUCCUCAGUGGCUCGAUAUCAGCUGCCAGGGCUAGGGGCAUCUUCCAGGAUGCUGCAGAUGCCCAGGCCAGGCAUGUUAACGACCUGGUUGUCUCGGAGGACAAAAACAUCCAUCGCAACCUUCUCAGGAAGCUGGUACGAGGUUCUGCCUGGCCGAAACCCUAUAUUGCAGACAUAACAAUGUACGACCCCCACACUCACAAUGUCUGCAAAAAACCCAUUGCAGUUUAUCUCCCUCAUGAGAUCCACUGGUGCUUGCUGAGAUGGAACGGAAGCCCCGAGGCCCGACAGCGAUUGCUGGAUUGGCAGAGUUUGAGGCGGGAUGUUCGUGAGAGGGUUGCCUCCUCAGUGGAGGCCUUAACUCUCGAUCCAGAGGCUUUGGUGGCCUGGGGGCUUUGGUGUGACGGUGUUCCUGUCAGAUAUGACCGGAGUGAGAGUUUGGAGUGCUUCAGCCUCAACCCUUUGAUCAACGAGACAUUUGUGCAAACCUUCAGACUGCCCCUGACAUGCAUCUACAAGAGUUUUUGCUGCAAGGAUGGCAGGACUGUGGACGAUUUGAUGGCUAUUUUUGCUCACAGUUUUCAUUGCAUGCGAGAAGGAAUCUUUCCAGAGGUGGAUUUCCAGGGGCAACCUUUUAAGUCAUCGUGGCGCCGGAAGAUGGCUGGGAGGCCUUUGCUGGCACAGGGGAUCCUUGCAGAGGUCCGUGGGGACUGGGCGAUGUACAAGCAGGAAAUCCGGUCAUGCUCGUCUUCAGCACCCUGGAGAGAUCACCCUUGGUCCUUUUUGGAACUCCAAGAGCACAUGCUGGACAAGUCUGGUGCAGUGAGUCCCAUCAUGGCUGCCCCAGGCAUAAGUUUGGCCACCUUCGAGGUGGACUGGCUCCACUCGUGCGACUUGGGGGUCGCAGCCGAUUUUCUGGGCAAUUGCUGUUUUCUCGUUUCGAAACACAUGCCAGGCUCCUCGGAGGAGCAGCGAGUGGCCAGCCUCUGGCGAGAUAUCAAGCAGUGGUACACCGAGAACCAGACGCCCAACCAGUUUAACACCAUAACCAAGCUCAUGAUCCGAAAGGAAGCCAGGAAGAGCCCCAAACUUAGAGGCAAAGCUGCCGAGAUCAGAUACCUGAUUCCCUGGUCUGUGGACAUCACUGAGCGACUUUUUUCUGGUUAUCCACCCUCCUCGGAGGAGGGCACCUGCCGGCUAGCAGCCAAGCAGAUCCAGAUCUGCUACUCCCAGUUAUCGACCGAAAACUUCGACCCCAAGGUUUUGGCAGACAGUUGCAAGAGUUUUUUGCUAUUGUACACUGCACUGGAAGACCUUUGUUUACUUGAGCAUCGCUGGAGAUACAAACCCAAAUUUCAUUUGUGGCAACACAUGUGUGAAAGCACCCAGUCUGCUCCGAGUCUGUAUUGGACGUAUGAUGAUGAGGACUGGGGCGGGAGCCUGGGGAGGAUGUCUGUGCGAAGAGGAGGCAAGCAUGUGGCUUUGGGCUUGUCGAAGACAGUGCUCACAAAGUUUGCUGCACAGAACAAGGUACCUUCGCUGGCAGACCUGGCCUUGCGAGAAAAAUCAACAGCACCCUUUUGCGAGCAUUUUGCAUGUUGCUUGUGCAAGGGUGCAUGA